Solanum lycopersicum (tomato) is the source of this 3519-nucleotide messenger RNA. RefSeq names its product pentatricopeptide repeat-containing protein At2g32630. Gene Ontology annotation, molecular function: protein binding. The record is from RefSeq and is a predicted model, not a curated record. Lineage: Eukaryota; Viridiplantae; Streptophyta; Magnoliopsida; Solanales; Solanaceae.
UCAAUCAAAAUUCUUCACAGCCGUUUUCUCCAAGCUCUCUUAAAAGCUUCAAAUUUAAUUUGCUCAGCUCGCCGGGAACUCGCCGAAGCUCGCCGGGAAAAAGGGUAUCUCCAGCUCGCCGGGAAAAAGGGUAUCUCCAGCUCGAAGGAAAACAGGGUAUGUCCAGUUGCGUUAAUAGAGGUAACCAAUAUUUCUGAAGUUCAGAAAUGAAAAUUUCAAAUUGCACUAUUCAAGUUUAUAGGUAUUGAGUUGUUCUUCACAUGUCGACUCAAAAGUUCUACCAACCGAUAAAACAACGUUUCCCCAAUAGACCCAUUAAAGAAAUUGCCAAACUAAUCUCCCUCUUCCCCCCUUCCCAUUCUACUUGCUCAAAUUUCUUCAAUUUCAAGAAAAAUCCCAAUCUUGAAACCCAUUUAGCCGUAGUUGUAGACUUAUUAAAGUCCAAGGAGUUUGCUGAAGCCGAGAAUAUAUUGAAUGCUGUUGUUGUUACUGAUGGUCUGAGGAAACCAGUUUCAAAAAUAGCUUCUUUGUUGAGUGAGAAUUAUGUAAAGUGUAAAGUUAUAGGGAAGAUGUUUAAUAUGUUAUUUAGUGUUUAUGUUAAUAACAUGAGGUUUAGUGAAGCUUUACAAGUUUUUGAUUAUAUGAAAAAAUGGCGCUUUAGAAUUGAUGAUAGAGCUUGUAUGGUUUACUUGCUUGCUAUGAAAAGGCAAAGGCAGUAUGACUCGUUGUUCGAGUUUUUCCAUAAGAUGGUUAAGUUUAAUGUGAAAAUUACAGUUUAUUCGAUGACGGUGGUAGUUGAUGGAUUGUGUAAAAUGGGGGAGGUUUGUGAGGCUAGAAAGCUCGUGGAUGAAAUGGCUAGUACUGGGGUGAAACAAAGUGAUUAUACUUAUAACAUAUUGUUACAAGCAUAUAUGAAGAUGCAAGAUUUUGUGGCUGUAAAGGAAAUUUUGAGGAAAAUGGAGAAGGAUGGUUUUGAUCUCAAUCUGACUAGUUAUACACUUCUGAUUAAAGGAUAUUCAACUUUUGGCGAUCUUGUAGAGGUUGAGAGGUUAUUUAAGGAAAUAGAAGAGAAGGGUAUAGAGCCAAAUGUUCAUUUAUUCACCUCCAUGAUUAGUGGUUACAGUAAGUUAGGUAAUGUUAUGAAGGCAUUUUCAACGUUCGUUGAAAUGGUGGAGAGAGGCCUCAUUCCUGAUGGUCACACAUAUGGAGCUUUGAUAAAUGGCUUCUGCAAGGCUGGACUAAUGCAAGGAGCUGAAGUUUUACUAAAUGAGAUGCAAGGAAAGGGAAUUAGUGUAGACCGGGUCAUAUUUAAUACGAUGAUGGAUGGUUACUGUAAGCAGGGUAAUGUGGAUGAAGCACUGAGGCUACAGACAAUUAUGGAGGGUGAAGGACAUCAGCCUGAUGCAAAUGCUUACAAUAUAAUUGCUACGGGCCUGCGUAAGCUAGAAUUGUAUGAUGAAGCAAAAAGUUUGUUGCUCUCGAUGGUGGAUCGAGGUGUAGCUCCAGAUACAAUUAGUUAUACAACUUUGAUCGAUAUUUAUUGCAAGCAGGGAAAUUUUGUGGAAGCAAAAAGGGCACUUAUUGAGAUGGAAACUAAGGGAAUUAAGCCUAACACGGCAACAUACACUACACUGGUAGAUGGUUAUUGCAAGCUAGGAAAAAUUGUUGACGCGAAAAGGAUACUUAGGGUGAUGGAAACUGCUGGAGUUAAGCCUAACACAACAACAAACAGUGUCUGUGCCCUGAUAGAUGGUUACUGCAAGCAGGGAAAUUUCAUUGAAGCAAAAACGGUAUUUAGUGAGAUUGGAACUAAGGGAGUUAAGCCUAACACAGUAACGUACACUGCCCUGAUAGAUGGUUAUUGUAAGGUGCGAAAUCCUGCUAAAGCUGAAAAGGUACUUGUUGAGAUGGAAACUAAGGGAGUUAAGCCUACUACGGUAACGUACACUGCCCUGAUAGAUGGUUGUUGCAAGGUAGGAAAUAUUGCUAAAGCAAUAAAGGUACUUAUUGAGAUGGAAACUAAGGGAGUGAAGCCUAACACGGUAACGUACACUGCCCUGAUAGAUGGUUGUUGCAAGGUGGGAAAUAUUGCUAAAUACACCUCACUUGUACAUAGGGAAUGCAAAUCAGGAAAGGUAGAUGAUGCUCUGAAGCUUUUCAACGAGAUGCCUACAAAGGGUUUAGUUCCGAAUGUUGUGACUUACACAGCAGUGAUUUCUGGCUUAUCAAAAGAAGGCAGAUCAGGUGAAGCCCUCCGAUUAUACAACCAGAUGAUAGAGGCAGGCGUAAUACCCGAUGCUGCUGCAUACUCUGCACUUAGAAAAAAGUCGAUGCUUUGAAGCUUUCGAUCGAGAUUCUUACAAAGGAUUUAGUUCCAGAUCGGACUUGGUGACUUACGCAAUGAUGAUUUCUGGCCUAUCAAAAGAGUAUACAAUCAGAUGAUAGAGGCAGGCCUAACACUCGGUGUUACAUACCCUGCACUUGUGGAUAUACUAUCUUGACAUCCUGCAGAAAUUCGGUGUGCCUAGGUUGUUACUGCAGAUCUUAGUGUUGUCCACGGACAUUGUCUGCUAUAAACUCAAGGUUGAUAUCGAUUUGAUCAGCCAAAGAAGAGCAAAAGUGCAGCUCAGAUUUUAGCUGCUUGAUUUCCUUCAUUUAGACUAUGAUCUAAGAAGACUGGAGCUCGAUGACAUCUGGUGGAUCAAUUUACACCAGAACAAGCAUUUUUUUGGAAGUCUUUACAAAAUUUAGCAAAGACUCUAGUUUUAUCUUGCCUACAAUACAAGAUUGACAACUAUACCCACAGGCUUGCCACAGAUUUCCCAGUUAGUUGUUGCCUUGUAAAAUACUCUGGAUCAAGUAAUAAAAAACUUCCUUCCGCUGCUUGAUCAAUUUCUGGACCAAUUCUUGAUAGUCCCAAAAUCAAAAACAUUAGCCUUGAGAUUUUCAUCUAGCAGUAGGUUUGGAGAUUUGACGUCAAAGCAAGUAAUUGCCUGCUGAAAAGUAUGAAGAUAAUGAAGUUCUGAUCCUACAGGAAUUUCAAGUCUUUGCAUUCAACUUCAAAUUUAGAAGGUUUGAGACAUACAGAUGAUCCUUAAAGUCGUAAGUAAUAAUCUUCUCAUUCUUUUAAUCGCAGUACUCAAUGAUAUACCUUUGCAUUUUUCCAACCUUGGUGAUACAUGUAUAUAUCCUACAUGGAUAAGAGUAUAUAGAGAAGAUCCAAUUACAAUUGAGUAGAACGGCGAGUUGUAAACCCUGAAGAGCUUGUUGAAAGAGAAGUGUUGAUGAAGAUGCUGAGCUAUGAAGACAAUGUUGAAAGAAUUUAAGAGGAAGUAGAGCAUGACAUGAAUACUACAUUUAUGUCACAUUCUAAUGAUAUGUUCAGUUCCUUUGUCAACAAACUUCAGAAUCAGUUGUAAAACGAAGGGAAGUGUAUUAAACAUUGUUGUAUAUUUUGGAAAUUCUUAUGCUUUUGUUUAGGAAUAUUAUGUGAUGUGAAAUAAUCACAUUCGUUUUUUU